AUGUUGCACGCCUGGACACAGGUGUGCAUAGUAAAACCUACUGAGGGGUUCCUGGAGAAGUGUAAGAUACAAGAGUGUAUCCAGGACCAGGACAAAGUCGAGGGACACCCAAACACCGAGCAGACCGAAGCGUCCACAGUAACGGGCAGGAACUUGUUGGACGAAAGCACCCUCGACUCCACGGAGCUGCCGCGGUCCACUGAGCUGACGGAGGCCACGGCCGUCCCCAGCCUCACGGACUGGGAGGAUCUCCCCACGCCGGGCCAGCUGUGGGACAUCUCGUCCCCUUCCACCCUCUCGCUCAAGUCCGCUCCUUGGACGGCGACAGAGGGAAGAGGCAGCCCGUCGCUCCGGCCUGGCCCCGAGAGCAGCCAGGGGUGGGCCCUGGCAGAGACCACUCCACUGGGGGCCCCAGAGCACACCGACAGCACCUACAUCUCCACCACUCUCAGCCGAGCAGGGGAGAGGACCCUGCUCUCCGUCACCUCCACCUCCUCCUCUUCCUCUUCUUCCUUAUCGUCCUCGUCCUCUUCCUCUUCUUCCUUAUCAUCCUCGUCCUCUUCCUCUUCUUCCUUAUCAUCCUCCUCCUCGUCCUCUUCCUCUUCUUCCUUAUCAUCCUCCUCCUCGUCCUCUUCCUCUUCUUCCUUAUCAUCCUCCUCCUCGUCCUCUUUCUCUUCUUCCUUAUCAUCCUCCUCCUCAUCCUCCUCCUCUUCGUCCGCUUUCAGCAACAGCAGCUCCACCUCUGGUUUUACUGAGACGGGCAGCUACGGCUCCGAACGGUCCCUCUCCACACAGGCUCUCGGGGACAUCGUGUCCACUGAGGUCUCUACAGGGAAGGCCCCGUCGACCAGGGCUGACAACCGGGACAGCACUGUAAAAGUAGUUCUCCAUCAUCACACAAGCUCCCAGAGAGAGGAGCAUUACGGGACGGGUAGCCUGGAGCCACUCAGGGUAACCGAGCCCUUGACCGAGCCACCAAACCCCACGCAUCAUCAGCAUCAGCCCUCGUCCAUCUCCGAAGAGACGUCAAGCUCCGCCCCCCCGCAUAGCCAGACGGGGACGGACGUCUAUGGGACGUCCGCAACCGAGCGACCGGAAAGAGUUUCGGCGGUGGUUUCUCCCUCAGAAGCGGGAGACUCGGAGGCCAGCAGCCCCGGCAGCAAGAGCUCGUGGACCGAGACGGAGCGCGGCAGUGACUCAGGGUUUAGCUCCAGCGCCACCAGCGUCGAUGUCUCCACGGACAACCGGAGCCAGACCGGGGUCGUGUCUCAGACGGCAGAGGACCAAAGCACAGCGUUGGGUUUGACAACAGCGCCCCCUACAGUUGGAGCUAGCACAGCUGCCCAGGAUGACUCUUCGACCAGGUUUUUGUCGAGGCAGUCGCCCUUUACAACCCGGACAGACGGCGCAAGCAUUGGUGUUGAGGUUUUCACCACCAUGCCUACUUUUGUUACUCACAGAUCGCAAGUUACGACGAGGGAGGAAGACGGGACGCGUAAACCUAUCGCUUCCACCGCCAUUCCCACCCAGGUCCCCUCCCGGUCCCCCUCCCUACCACCCCAGCCCACACUACCUCCCCAACCCAGCAGCAGCAGCAGCAGCAGUAGUACCCUCAACGACAGGGAUGUCACCCCCACCCAGGGAUACCGACCCAACAAUCAGCCACCGCGGCGGCCCCUAGAGCCUCCACUCCCCCGGCCGAGCCCUCCUCAGUGGCGGCCCCCUCGUCCCCCCGACAGCCCCCGUCUCCAGGCUGGACCCAGAGUAGCCCCACAGUGGAGACCACCCACAACCCCACCGUGGUCACCCCCCCAUCUCUUGCUGACCCCCGCAACGACCCCAGCCAGACUGGGGACCACCACCACUGCUCCCACCACCACCACCACCACUUCCUCCACCACCACCACCACCACCUCCACCGUGCAGAGCAGUAGCAGGACGACUGCUCCCCAAGCCCGGAGCCCAACCCCGCCUCUGGCCGGAAGCACCCCACCACCAGCACCACCAGCACCACCACAGACCACAGCACUGUGGAAACCUGGGACCAGCAAGGCAACAACUGCAGAGGUUACCUCCACGGUAACCACGGUAACAACGGAAAUGGCGUCCCCCCCGAAGCGUCUACCCGGCAAUCCCUGUGCACCAAAUCCUUGUAGGAACGGAGGCAUGUGUGAGAGUUAUGGAAGGCAAGAAUUCACCUGCCGCUGUCUCGAGGCGUGGACUGGCCCCAACUGCACUCAGGAUGUGGACGAGUGUAAGAGGAGCUCCUGUCCCGCGGGGUCCCUCUGUGUGAACACCAGGGGCUCUUUCAGCUGUGAGUGCCCCCUUGGCUUCGACCUGGAGGACGGCCGCGCCUGCACCCGAGCAAAGACCUUUUUGGGAACCUUCAGCAUCACUCGCCUAUCCCCCGACCCCGUCCUCUCCAGGAGUGCGUUGGCGUACGAGACGCACAGGGACAUCGUUCAGCUGUUAAACGUUUCAUUAUCACUUCUACGUGGCUAUAGCCGUUCCACGCUGAGUAAUAGGAAGGAGGAUGGCCUGCACAUCCUGGCCGUCCACAUGUUCUCCCUGUCGGCCAAUGUUACCAGCGAUGAGGUCUACAACAGCGUCCAAACGUCCCUCACUAACUGCAGUUCCACCUCGGCCCACUGCAGGGUGUUGCUGCACCACCAACUCACCUAUCACGUCGAGAGCCUCUGCCUUGCCCAAAAUAUUCAAUGUGACACAGAGCGCUCAUCCUGCAUGGAUGGCAGUGGUACGGCCCUCUGCCAGUGUGUGCCAGGCUACUAUAAGCACAACCCUGACGAUCUCUCAUGCAUAGAAUGUGGAGAUGGAUACAAGUUGGAGAACGGCACGUGUGUGCAGUGCAUGUUUGGAUUUGGAGGGUUCAACUGUAGCAACUUUUACAAGCUGAUUGCCAUCGUGGUGUCGCCUGCAGGGGGCGCCCUCCUCCUCAUCCUCAUCAUUGCUCUCAUUUUUACGUGCUGCAAGAAAGAUAAGAAUGACAUCAACAAGAUUAUUUUCAAGAGCGGAGAUCUGUCUCCGUUCACCGACUUCCCCAAAGGCAACCGUGUGUCCAUGGAGUGGGGCAGAGAGACCAUAGAGAUGCAGGAGAACGGCAGCACCAAGAACCUGCUGCAAAUGACAGAUAUCUACUACUCUCCUGCACUGCGCAAUGCGGACCUGGAGAGGAACGGCCUGUACCCGUUCACAGGGCUGCCUGGCUCAAGGCACUCCUGCAUCUACCCCUCCCAGUGGAACCCCUCCUUCAUCAGCGAUGAUUCCAGAAGGAGGGACUACUUCUAAGAGAUACAGAGCAAACUCUCCCUGUUUACUCUCUGAUGGCGUUCUGUGGUUGAAACCUGUCACGAUGGCUGACGGUCGCCUGGAUUUGCAUCUGAUGUUGCCGGUUGCCUGAUGCCUGUUUUGACUGACUGUUCUGCGGUUUGUUUGUGUUCUACAUAAGGCUCCCUGUAUGGGCCAUGGUGAUUUAAUUAGGUUAAAUUAGUUCAAAUGUCUGGAGAGUAUGUGUGUUGGUGUUAAUCAGCAGUAUGAAGAAAUGCAAGCCAAACCAACUCCUUAAUUGAGAAUGACAAGAGUAAAUUUUUAUCAAUCUGAAAUUGAAGCAACCAAUAUUGAAUUUCUCCUGUGCCAAUGUUAAGCUAUAAGACAGAAAAAUAGCUGGUGGCUGUGGUAUUCAACUAUCCAAUUAGCAUUAGAGAGUCUCCAAAGUCACUUUAGCCUUUCAGUAUUUAAGGGAAUGACGUGUGUGCAUGUGCGUGUGUUUGUGUGUCUGUGCAAGAACUACUUAAUAGAUGUAUUUGGCAAUGUUGAGUUGUUAAAUGUAAUGAUUUUUUACCUACUUUUAUUUUUAGAUUAAAUAUUUUAUGUAACUUUUCUGUCAUUAUGCAUUAAGGGAUUCUCAAUACUGCCGUUUUAGUCAGAUGUGCAUAUUUAAAUAAAGAUAUUUUCCUCUA
Molecule: messenger RNA, 3977 nt
Organism: Gadus morhua (Atlantic cod)
Lineage: Eukaryota; Metazoa; Chordata; Actinopteri; Gadiformes; Gadidae
Gene: heg1
Product: heart development protein with EGF-like domains 1
Biological process (GO): heart development
Molecular function (GO): calcium ion binding
Source: RefSeq, a predicted model, not a curated record